This is a messenger RNA of Puntigrus tetrazona (Sumatra barb), 1526 nucleotides long. Its product is annotated as B-cell CLL/lymphoma 7 protein family member A-like. The transcript has 6 exons. The record is from RefSeq and is a predicted model, not a curated record. Lineage: Eukaryota; Metazoa; Chordata; Actinopteri; Cypriniformes; Cyprinidae. Bases 91 to 681 code for a protein of 196 amino acids.
GCGUUGCGUGCUGUGUGUGUGUGUGUGCGCGCGCGCGUGUGUGUGUGUGAGAACUGCCGGCGAGCUUAAAAAUAUUACCGAGCGGCGGGAAUGUCUGGCAGGUCAGUGCGCGCCGAGACCCGGAGCAGAGCCAAAGAUGACAUCAAACGCGUUAUGGCCGCUAUUGAGAAAGUACGAAAAUGGGAGAAAAAAUGGGUGACGGUCGGAGACACGUCACUGCGUAUCUUCAAAUGGGUUCCAGUGACCGAACCAAAGUCAGACGAUAAGAACAAAAAAAAGAAGGGCAGAGAGGAGAAAUAUGGAUCAGAGGUGACGACUCCAGAGAACAGUUCCUCUCCAGGAAUGAUGGACAUGCACGAUGAAAACAGUAAUCAGAGCUCGAUAGCCGAUUCCUCUCCAGUGAAGAUGGAGAACAGCUGUAGCACGAGCCCGACACCAGAGGCCACUGCUGCUGCUCACGCUGAUGGAAACAAGUGCAAGGCAGAACGUACGCCGUCCCCUGACAAAGGGAAUUGUAACACCACCCCUUCAGAGACCUCAACAAGCAAAAAAGAUACUCAGUUAUCAGGGGAGAAGGAGUCCCCAUCAGACACCUCGACAAACACUCAGGAAAGCGAAGACGGUUCCCCACCUACAAAGAAAAGUAAAGUGGAAUCAUCUUCUCAGGACUUAGAUAACUAAAGCUGACUAGUUUGCUCCCACGUUUCAAACACGUCCCUGUCACAGACCUGUGAGGGAUCCCAACCCACUUGACGAACCAUUCCUGAUCUUCGAGUACACCUUCACCUUCUUCUUCAUCGUCUCACCUGGAACGUUUGCAAACGUCACUGUGCCAGUGAACCGAGGUUGAUGGCAAACACUGACCUGAUCCUGUGAGAAACCUGCAGCCUCGCUCCAACCGAUUCGUGCACGAUAUACAGCGUUAGUUUAACGGCAACGAGAGUGAAUGCACUGCAUAGAUUUGUCAAGAUAAAAGAUGGAUUUGCUGCUGUGAUCAUCUUUGUUUCAAAUUGUUUUUAUUAUUUAAUUUAAUUACUCUACUAGUUGUUUUUCUAACUACUUUGCAGAUUGUUGUAUGGUUAUAGUGCAGGUGUUUGGUUUGUUUAUAUUGUUCUGGCUCCAUGAUUUUUAUGGCAUUUGCUUUUAGAGGUUUUCAAAGCAUCACUGCUUUUAAGGGGAGAAGAAGAAUUUUGUUACGCGUCAGAAUGACUCGAUAUAUACCUCAUUUUCAAACCAGCUGAGCUGGAACUUAAUUCUUGAUUGAUGGACAAUAAAUCCAAUUCACUCAACACAAUCUGGCAGUUUUUAAGUGAUGUCAUUUUCAACAAUAAACCCACUCUGACUUCAAUCUGAUGUAGCAACGUACAAGAAACUCACAAUGAAAUGCUCUAGAUACAUUGGGACCAUGUUUUCUUGAAAGGAUGUUGUCUUGUACAGUCGAUUAAUUUUGGUUUUAUUUAUUUAUUUCAUCAUUAGUGCUUGUUUUUAGCAUAUUCAAUUUGUUUUAAUAAAAUUUUUUUAUCUGA